AUUAAACAUAAGUUCCAUUACAACAGUAUCAUGCAACUCAAUGGUCGAAUCAAUGAUUCCCUGUGCUCAAGCUACACCUAUCUUACUCUGGCCUUCUUCUUCGACCGAGCAGACGUUGCUCUUCCAGGAUUCCACAAGUUUCUGAUGGAAGCUUCCAACAAAGAGAAGGAAAACGCCAUUAAACUGAUGAAAUAUAUGAACAAACGAGGUGGAUGGUUUAAACUCAGGAGAAUUGUAGCCGAAGAAAGAGAAUGGAAGAACGGUCUUGAUGUUCUGAAGUUUAUGCUCGAACAUGAGAAAUUUAUGAACGCUAACUUCCUGUACACGCAUCAGGUCGCUAACUCAGUCGGUGACGGGCAUUUGACGUAUUUUGUGGAAGAGGAAUUCCUGGAACCACGAGUUGAAUUUAUCAAGAAAUUGGCCAACUACAUCAGUAACCUGAAAUCAUUUACUACAGACUACAAUCUGGGAGAGUAUAUCUUAGAUGACGAACUUUAA
Molecule: messenger RNA, 498 nt
Organism: Lottia gigantea (owl limpet)
Lineage: Eukaryota; Metazoa; Mollusca; Gastropoda; Lottiidae
Exons: 4
Biological process (GO): intracellular iron ion homeostasis; iron ion transport
Cellular component (GO): cytoplasm
Molecular function (GO): ferrous iron binding; ferric iron binding
Source: RefSeq, a predicted model, not a curated record